Oryzias latipes (Japanese medaka) is the source of this 1667-nucleotide messenger RNA. It is a transcript of the gene hey2, whose product is annotated as hes-related family bHLH transcription factor with YRPW motif 2. The record is from RefSeq and is a predicted model, not a curated record. Gene Ontology annotation, molecular function: protein dimerization activity; DNA binding. Lineage: Eukaryota; Metazoa; Chordata; Actinopteri; Beloniformes; Adrianichthyidae. Gene Ontology annotation, biological process: regulation of DNA-templated transcription.
AGCGCGCGCGCGCGUGGCUCCAGGCUUUGUCUGUGGGAAAGCUGGAGCGGCAGAGUGAGGAGGACACUCCGGCACUGACCCGGACCGAACCCGCUCCAGUCUGACUGAGGGGCCUGUGGCAGAACCUGCAGCGGCAGAACCUGCAGCGGCAGAACCUGCAGCGGCAGAACCUGCAGCAGAACCUGCAGCAGAAACUGCAGCGGCAGAACCUGCAGCAGAACCUGCAGCAGAACCUCCGCUCUUCAGGAGGAACUCUGGAAGCUUCUUGUUUUCUCAACUCCUCUCCAAGUCCCUCGGGGAGGAGGUUAAGUUUGUGCCCCUCAGCUUGGGUGGGAGUGGACCCUCUCCUUCACCUGCGCCCUCCGCGGGGGGGUGCGGCGGAAGGUGCGCUGCUCACGCGCCAUGAAGCGACCGCGUGAGGACAGUGGCUCCGUGGAGCGUGACGUGGACGAGACCAUCAGAGUGGAGAAGCCGCAGAUCUUCUCAGGGUCUUCCUUCGUGAGAUGUGCGCCGUCAACCACCACCACUCAGGCGACGGCGAGAAAAAAGCGCCGAGGGAUCGUCGAGAAGAGACGCCGAGACAGAAUCAACAGCAGCCUGUCGGAGUUGCGGAGACUCGUCCCCACGGCCUCGGAGAAGCAGGGUUCAGCUAAGCUGGAAAAGGCAGAGAUCCUCCAGAUGACUGUGGACCAUCUGAAGAUGCUACAAGCAGAGAAAGGUAACCUGGAAGGCCCCGCCCUCGCCCUGGACUUCCUGUCUCUGGGCUUCAGGGAGUGUGUGACGGAGGUUUCCCGCUUCCUGAGCUCCAUGGAGGGGUUGGACUCCAGCAGCCCUCUGCACUCCCGCCUCCUCUCCCACCUGUCCUCCUGCUCCUCCCAGCGCGACGCCGCUGCCUCCCAUCAGCACCUCCAUCCUUACCUGUUUCUCCCGCACCCCUGGGCAGCUGGCGUGGCUGCCCUGCCUCCUCUACCAUACCUACUGGGCGGUCUGGCGGAUGCUAGAGGAGGCGUGGCCUCCUUCCCCUCCCAUGCAGACUCCUCCUCUUCUUCGUCUCUUGCACUCCCCUGCACGCCAGCCCCUCUUCCCGCCCUCUCCCUGUCGUCGCCGUUUCCCCUCCCCAGAGGUUUCCCCAUCCUCUCUUCUUUCAGCUGCACUGCUGCCUCCUCUGCAUUUCCCGCCUCCUCUUCCUCCUCUUCCUCCCUCAGCAGCAGUAAUCCCCACCGGCCGUGGGGCUCUGAGGUUGGCGCCUUCUAAUAACCUGUGGGUGGGUUCUGAGUCACCUCCUCCUGCUUUCAAAAAGUUCUAACAGUUCUGGAGCCGUGGAGCUGAUCUGAAGCUGAUUCCUCUUUAACUUCUACUCCAUUCAAAACUCACAGCUUCACUUUUUUUUUUGGUGUUUCUGAACAUUUAAUCUGAACGUCUUCAUCUGAUAUCAGGUUACCGGUCCAGUCACAAUCUGACAGAACUUGAAUUCAUAUUAAAACACAAACAGACAGAAAAGCCAUAAAAUGAUUAUAAAACUGUUGCAGGCUUCUGUGAAGUUUUUUUAUUUUCUUCCUUAAAAAACUGUAACAGCUUUGAAUCUGUGAUCCAAAGACUCCAUCAGAGGACAUUUCUGUUAAGAUUAAAUCAAGAGAAAGACGAAAACCUCAAACCUGAGAGAACCG